Molecule: messenger RNA, 579 nt
Organism: Talaromyces proteolyticus
Lineage: Eukaryota; Fungi; Ascomycota; Eurotiomycetes; Eurotiales; Trichocomaceae
Exons: 1
Coding region: 1-579 (192 amino acids)
Source: RefSeq, a predicted model, not a curated record
AUGAAGAUUUUUCAGACGGCCUUGUUUGCUUCCAUUACUACCUUACUCGGCCUAGUUAGCGCCGACUGUGAUGUCGUGCCCACAACUGAAGGCGUAGAUGGCAAUGGAAAUCCAAUUGCCAUUGGUGAUACCAUCACUGGCCAACCCGAUAUAUGCCAAACCAUGGGUCCUGGUGAUUACUCAUUUGUUAUGCUCGUCGCAACAGCCGGUACUCCCAUCCCUGGCGGUCCGAUCAAUCCCACGUACCUUGGAUAUACGAAUGCCGCUUCGUUCAUGAUUUUUGAUAAUACAUGCAAGCUACUCGGUGCUUUCUCACCUAACACUAACUGUGAUGCACCAUACACUCUCGAGGCCAAUUAUCUAGCCGAUGUCAUGACAAUUUCAGUCUAUAUGGACCCUGGGGACCCGUGGUUCAGCUUCGCAUACGGUAAUGGGUUGUUCAGCACGGGUAACAAUGGCUGUGAUUGUAAAAAGAAUGAGAAUGAUAUUACAUAUGUUUCAGCUGCCUGUGGAUGUGCGUUCCCACAGAGCGGUGUCUUGUCGAAACGCUUCUACGAGCCACUUCAAUUUACUGCAUGA